Messenger RNA from Epinephelus moara (kelp grouper), 6302 nucleotides. It is a transcript of the gene creb3l4, whose product is annotated as cAMP responsive element binding protein 3-like 4. Gene Ontology annotation, molecular function: DNA-binding transcription factor activity, RNA polymerase II-specific; RNA polymerase II cis-regulatory region sequence-specific DNA binding. The transcript is spliced from 10 exons. Bases 190 to 1482 code for a protein of 430 amino acids. NCBI's taxonomy places the organism in Eukaryota, Metazoa, Chordata, Actinopteri, Perciformes, Serranidae. The record is from RefSeq and is a predicted model, not a curated record. Gene Ontology annotation, biological process: regulation of transcription by RNA polymerase II. Gene Ontology annotation, cellular component: nucleus.
GGAGGAAGCGGACUGGAGUCCGGACCUGGACGCGGAGCUGCCAGCUGGUCCCCAGAUCCACCGUGAAGAGGAGAAAGACGCGUGUUGAGGUGUCUGUGCUGUCGGUCCUCCUGCAGCUGCGGAAAGGCCGCUCUGAUGAACAACCACUGAGGAAGAGGAAGAAGAAGAAGAGUGUGUCAGCUCACAGUCAUGGACGCAGAGAGCGGUGAGCUGUUUGUGGGCGGUGUGGCAGCAGACAGCUGGCAGCUCGACGCUCCUUUCUCCUGCUCCGACCUCAUCUACAGCGGCUCAGAGAAACCCCUGCAGGACUGGGCGGUGGACCCCGACUGUAAGCUGAAUGACAGCGAAUCAGAGGACGUCCUUCACGGCGUCGACCCGAACGAGGUGUUUCCCAGCGGGCCUCCUGCAGAGUCCUCGUCUGAGAGCGACAGCGGCAUCUCUGAGGACCCCGUGGUCGAGAGUCCCGUCACUACGGCAACCAGCCAGCCAGCCCCGGCGACCAUCUACCAGGUGGUUUAUGACAUCAGCAGCCUGGGUGGAGUCAAGGCUGAACCUGGACCAGAGAACAUCAUCUCCAUAGAGCUCGAUGAGUGGAGCUCUCAGGUGUUGUUUUCGGACUCAUGCAUCGUGAACGAGCUGCCCGUGGUCUCUGCAGCACGCCUCGAUGGCAGUUUGACUGCCGCCAGCCCUCCCAGCCCCGACGGUGAACUGCUGUACCCAGAGCUCCAGCUGACCGAGGAGGAACAGAAGCUGCUGUCACAGGAAGGAGUUUCUCUGCCCAACAACCUUCCCCUCACCAAGGCCGAGGAGAGAAUCCUGAAGAGAGUUCGGAGAAAAAUCCGUAACAAGCAGUCGGCUCAGGACAGCCGGCGGAGGAGGAAGGAGUACAUCGAUGGGCUGGAGAGCAGGGCAGCAGCUUGCUCAGCACAGAACAAGGAGCUGCAGAGGACGGUGGAGCAGCUGGAGAAACGAAACAUGUCUCUGCUGGCGCAGCUGCAACAACUUCAGUGUCUGAUCAAACAGACGGUCAGUAAAGGAGCCCAGACCAGCACCUGCUUACUGAUCAUCCUGGUCUCUCUGGGUCUCAUCAUCAUGCCAAGUUUCAGUCCGUUCAGCCGCAGCUCAUCUGCUGACGACGACUACAGACCCACAGGAGUUAUUUCCAGGAACAUCCUCACAGACCCCGCCUCCUCCCAGCCGACAGCAGAGGAUGCAGACGCUCCAGCUGCCGAGUCCGACUCCGCGUCACUGCCCUCUGAACUCAGCCAAUCAGGACCUCCCGAUGGCGCCCCCAUCCUCCAAGAACCAAUAGAAAACCCUGAAAAUCCAGGCAUCGAUGGGACGGCUCAGCAGUCGAGCCAAUCGGGGAACAGCUCAGCUCUUGUUGCCGGGCAGACUGAGCCGCUGGCGCUCGGUCUGAGGUCGACGGCGGGGAAAGGACGCCAUGAUCCCGCCAAACCUGCACACGCUGACGAGAUGUAGACAGACUUAAAGGAUUGGUUUGAUAUUUUGGGAAAUAUGCUUACUUGCUUUUUCGUUGAGAGUUAGAUAAGAAAUUCAAAACCCUCUGUGCGAUAAAUAUGAAGCUAGUGCUUAGCUUACCUUAGCUUAGCUUAGCUUAGUUUAGCUUAGCACAAAGACUGUAAACAGGGGGAAACAGCUAGCCUGGCUCUGUCCAAAGAUAACAAAACCCACCUACAAACACCGCUAACACCGGUUCAGACUACACGACAGUCACUACGUCACAUUAGGCGAUUGUGGAGUCAUAACAUCUUGUCGUGACUUUGCUGACAGACAUGACACACUACACAUUGGUGCACGACCAAUUAUCCCUGGUCGUCUUUCAGGAUGUGCAUGAUGACAUUGGAUUAUUCUUGUCCUAUUUUAAGUAUUAUUUCACUCACUAUGGCUGUUCAUGUCCCAGACAAAAUGUUACUGUAGUGAAAGAGCCACCAGGUGGGAGGAGCUACAUUUGAAGUGCUGCAUGCAAAGAAAAUCAAACCUGCCAGACUUUCUGCUGGGACGUUGUGAUGCAUCCCAGAGACGGCGUCCAUUGCUGCUGCUAUGACACACCACAAAUUAUCGCGUAUAACAUUCAUUAGCAUUCACGAUCCGAGCCUACACUGUACGACGCUGCGAAUUUGGCUAAUACCGUGUAGUAUGAGCUCGUUAUAAAGCUCAGUGGUUCAUAUGUUAAAAACCUAAAGUAUGACAUUGCCAAGUUGUGGUUUUACAGCGGGUUUUGAGCCGGCUAACAGUUUCCCCCUGUUUCCAUUCUUUGUGCUAAGCUACGCUAACUGUCUGCUGGCUGUAGCUUCAUAUUUACUUCGCUUACCAUACAGUCACGUGAGUAGCAAAGAUCCUCUCAUGUAACUCUUGGAAGGAGAGGAAAGAGGCGUAUUUCCUAAAAUGUUAAACUGAAGCUUUAAACAUUUUCAAGCUGAACAUCAGCCUGGCUUUUAUUCUUGCAGCCGCUCUGACUAUGUGUCCUGCUAACUUUGCACUCAGCACCUUCAUCCUAGAGAUUCGAGAGACACAGACUCAAGUAACAAAAGUGAAAAGUGGAGAAGCAGCACAAACUUUUUUUGCCAGCUAACCAAACCAUCUCACAGCUUUUGUCUUAACAGUCACGUUACGUUACGGAUGGACAGUCACAGAGUUUCUGCCUUUAAGUGGAAUCCAGACUGGAGUCUACCUCUGCAUGGACUCCAGAUGGCACUGUUCAGAGCAGGAGGCGUCUUUGAGUCACUGGCAAGGAGGUUAAAAAGAGGAGAUGGCAUCUUAUCAUCGGGGUACGACACACGCAGGAUCUGUGGAUUCACAUGUGAGAACAGUUUGUUUUUGGACGGUUGUGAUGGAACUCCAGGAUCCUGUUCAGCUCACAGCUCACCUGAGAUGGAUCCAGUGUUAAGUCAUCCAAGUAAUGAAAUGCCAGUGGUACUUUGAAACGUAAAGAUCCAGUGUGUCCAAUAUUUUCUUCAGUGUAUAAUCAAAAAUAAGAAUUGUUGUGUUUUUAUGACCUUAGAAUGAGACGUUUACAGAGCAGGUCCUCGUCCACAGUCUGCCAUGUUUCUACAGUAGCCCAGAACAGACACAUCAAACACUGGCUCUAGUUGGGGCCAUUCGGGUAUUCACGUCAGCAACCGUAGUUCUCCGACACGCUUGGCACACCGAAGAAGUUUCAGCUCUGGAACCUCACCACUAGAUGCCACUAAAUCCUCCACACUGGACCUUUAAUUGAUGAAAUAGAAAGAUAAUCAGUAAUGAAAUUCAUUAUUAGUUUCAGCCUUGAUCGCUCAUGAAAUCCUAAACACUGUCUGUGUUUGAUUUGAGCUGUUCCUGUUGGUUCGCUUACAAGUCGUUCGUACAGAUGAAUGUUGAUACAACAGGGCUGGUGGCAGGUUUGAAUUAUAUCCAUGAUAAUAACUUAUUUUUCGCUUCUAAAGGGAUUUUUUUCAGACAGAUUCUGGAUGUUUUUAAGGGCCUGUUGACUCUGGUGUAACAUUGAAUAACCCCAAACUUCCUUCUGUUCUUCAGCCUUUGUGGUCUUUUAAGAUCCACAGUGGUGUGAACUCAACAUCGUAUACUGCACAUACUGAUCUUGUUUAAUCAGUGACUAUGAAAUUAAGGGUGAAUAAAGUAAUGUCACUCAGUAUGUUUACAUGACACUUGAAAAAAAAACAAAUUAUUGCCUUAAUCCGACUAUAACUGGACAACUGAAGUGCAUGUAAACGCGUUACUCCGACUAAUAUCGGAGUUCUCCAGCUCCAAUUAAGACACCCAGAUAAUGUGAUUGGAAUUUGAUUUUCUCCGGCAUGUAUAUGCCUUAAUCAGAGUUAAACUAGACAAUGCAUGUGCGCAUGCUCCACACCCCCCGCGACAUGCUGUUGUUGUAGCCCUCUGUUACAAGACACCUAACGUUAUGCCUGACUCGUUACCUGACACUCCUAACGCUGGUAACUGUAACCUUUAAGCUUCGUUAUUUCCCUGCGGUGUGUAGUUGGACUUGAACGUAUGCCUCACUUACCUAAUGUGUGUAGAUCUCUGAGCUGUCUAGGGGGUAAAUAGGUUACUCACCCUUCGUCAGACCCGACCGUUACUGUAGGCGGCCACCCCAACCUGAUGCUUCGGGCGUCCCCUCCGGUCGACGGCCAGGCUGGGCCAGCACAAGCAGCGUUGUUGUGAUUUUAGUUCAUGAACGCGACCCCAGGUCAGGUGAGGUGUGUAGUGGCGUUCCCGGAUCGGUGGAUUUUGUCUCUGGAUUUCUGAAUGUCUGUCGGAAUCUUUUGCAGAAAUGUGGCGUGGCAGUCUGUCGGCGUCUCCAGCAGCCGGCCUCGACUCCAAUCAACCGCCACCUUUUCAGGUCUGUGAGCUCCUAGGAAGGGGAGUUACCCAAUACCCCAAGUGGAACAUCAGCCUCUCCCUGCUUCCUAACUCCACCCCUAACCAUACACCUAGGCCUCCUAAUUAUGUGCCAUAACACUCUCCAACAGCAUACGGCGUUCUUAUCUGCCUCUCGAAAUCACCAUGACCACGAGGGAUAGCGUGCACCUUAUCUGCACAAUCAGUAACGCGUACAUUACGUACGAGAUGAACAAAGCUGUACGAUUAUCCAUCUUGCUGUUGUUCGAAAAUGCCGGUUUGCCGCCUGACUCCAGUUGUUUAUUAUUAAGUGACGUAAUAGGUCAACCGGAAAGGGGGCCGUAUUAACCCGCUGAAAUGACGCAUAUCGCCACCUAGUGUUGAGGAGGAGGACACGUUCCCGUCAGUAAUUCGAUUUUCUCAGUUGCAUGUAAACUGGGACAAGGACAGAAGUCCGAUUAGACGCCAAAAUCGAACUUUGAGCAUAGCUCGAUUAAGCUGUGCAUGUAAACAUACUGACUGUAACGUAACUUUAUUUUAUCCAGAGAAGGUUGGCUGAGCUUGUUUUCACAUUAAUAUACAGCAGUUUAUUCAGUUAGGUGUUACGUGCCUUGUUCCAGGGUGCUGAUGCCCCUUAUCCACCAACACAGAUGGUUUCUGUUCCAGUUUCCACGUCUAAUUUGAACCGUUCAGAGCAUUUCAGCCAGAAAUAAAAAUAUUUAGAGCCAAAAUGUUCGUUCUCAGGUAGAACCAAAAAAUAGCAGAUUUUCCUUGACCUGAAGUGUGAACCGUGACACAUUCUCACUCCGACGUCGUCACAUAUUGACGAUUGCUCACCGACUUUCUGCCUUGAGAUAUGACGUCCAAGGUACUCUGGGUGUGUUAGUUGUUGACGUUCUGGGACGCCGUGUCAACCUCAGCCUGUUACAUUUGUAGUGGUUUAUAAUGCAUAUCAUACAUUUAUUUAUAUAAGUGCAACUUACAGUCCUUUGGGAAGUGAACACCGGCAUCCCAGGGGAAAGUCGGUGGUUAUUGGAUCCAUCCACCCUACGCGGACUUUCACCUGCCUAACUUAGGUUGUUGUCCUGCUGUAUUUCCCCCUGAUGCUCGGUGCUGUAACACGAUAACAGCGACCAGCUGCGUGUCAUGCCAAUGUAAAAGGACAGCUUAUUUUUGUCAGAUGCCAGAAGUCACUGACCAAGUGUCUGUAUUCAAUGACUUCAGUGUGAGACCAGGUUGACCGUGAUGACACCAGCGGGCGUGUCAUAUUUACAGGUUGGAAAAAGAUGAUAGAAUCGUGCACGUAACAGUCCUCUACGUCUUCUAACAGUUGGUCCGUGCUUAUUUUUGGAUAUGAACAAACACCUGCAGCUGAUAACAGCUCGCAGGUAAUCGAUGUGAUACGCCAUCUUGCUACAACUGUUUCCUUCUGUUGUUCUGUUGUGCAGCGCCCUCCAUUAAUGAUGCGUCCUUGAUUCCUCGGCUCACCCUGAGGCGUAGGCUGGUCGUCGAGGUAGCAACAAGGUCCCAAGAAUCCCGAACAGCAGCGGUUAAAGAAGCAGAGCUGGUGGAAGAGGGGUGUGAGUGUAGCUCCUAAAACACUCAGUUUUGGCAUUUUGUAAAUAAUGUUGGAUAUAUUGAACAACAGUUUUCUUUGUAUGAGGGAUGUUUGAGUCUAAUUAUAACUGGUUUUUUUUAACAGAUUAAUUAUUGGUUGCUUCUUUUGGGAAACAAGUGGGUUGGAUUAAUUUAUUUAGGGGCUGCUUUAGAAACAGCCUGGACCCAAGAUAAGAUCAGAUAAAACCAUAACUUUAUUAUCUUAUUGAUACCACUGCAGUGGAGUGACACCUCUCUGUCUCACAGCUUUCUUAUGUUUGUCAUUCAUCUGCUAACACACUUUAUUUGUUGUUAUUUCUUUAUUAAUAAAAGGGAAACAAUCA